CUCCUGCCGUGUGGCAGACCACCGUCAAAAUGGCGAUGCAGCUUGAUAUGUCCCAAGCUUCCGUAUUGAAGGAUGAGCAGGGCCGCCCAUUCAUUGUCGUCCGAGACCAAGGAAAGAAGAAGAGACAGCACGGCACCGAAGCCGUGAAAUCACACAUUGUUGCCGCCAAGACCGUGGCCAGCAUUGUGAAGAGUUCUUUGGGUCCCCGCGGUCUCGAUAAGAUCUUGAUUUCCCCCGAUGGCGAUAUCACAGUUACAAACGACGGUGCAACUAUCCUUGGUCAGAUGGAAGUUACAAACAACGUUGCCAAGCUGUUGGUUGAGCUUUCGAGAUCUCAGGAUGAGGAAAUUGGUGAUGGAACAACUGGCGUUGUCGUCCUGGCCGCGGCCAUGUUGGAGCAAGCCGCCGAUUUGAUCGACAAGGGCAUCCACCCCAUCCGAAUUGCAGACGGUUACGAUCAGGCGUGCGAAAUUGCUGUUGAGCAGCUCGACAAGAUCAGUGACGAGAUCCCCUUUACCAAAGACCACACCGAGAACCUGCUGAAGGUUGCCAAGACCAGUUUGGGUAGUAAGAUUGUGUCGAAAUCCCACGACCAGUUCGCCAAGAUCGCCAUCGAUGCCGUUCUCUCUGUCGCCGACCUCGAGCGCAAGGAUGUUGACUUUGAGCUGAUCAAGGUUGACGGAAAGGUUGGAGGAGCUCUUGAAGAUUCCUUGCUUGUCAAGGGUGUCAUUGUGGACAAGGACUUCUCUCACCCCCAGAUGCCCGAUGAGGUCACAGAUGCCAAGAUGGCAAUUUUGACCUGCCCGUUCGAGCCCCCAAAGCCCAAGACCAAGCACAAGUUGGACAUUACAACGGUGGAAGAAUUCAAGAAGCUGCAAGACUAUGAGAGGGAAAAGUUCACUGAGAUGAUCCAGCACCUGAAGGACUCUGGUGCCAACCUGGUCAUCUGCCAGUGGGGUUUCGAUGACGAAGCCAACCACCUCCUGCUCCAGAACAAGCUCCCUGCCGUGAGAUGGGUUGGUGGACCUGAAAUUGAACUGAUCGCCAUUGCUACGAACGGCCGAAUUGUUCCUCGCUUUGAGGACUUGAGCGCAGAGAAGCUAGGAACCGCAGGUCGCGUCCGAGAGAUGACCUUUGGUACCACACGAGAGAAGAUGCUUGUCAUCGAGGAGUGUGCCAACAGCCGUGCGGUGACUGUGUUUGUACGAGGAAGCAACAAGAUGAUUAUUGAUGAGGCUAAGCGAUCACUACACGAUGCUCUGUGUGUCGUCCGCAACUUGGUGCGCGACAACCGAGUUGUGUACGGAGGAGGUGCUGCUGAGAUUGCAUGCUCUAUUGCCGUGGAAGAUGCGGCUGCCAAGAGCCCUGGAAUCGAACAAUAUGCCAUGCGUGCUUUCGCCGACGCGCUGGACGCCGUUCCUUUGGCUCUGGCCGAGAACUCUGGAUUGAGCCCGAUCGAGACUCUGGCCUCGAUCAAGUCGCGUCAAGUCAAGGAGAACAACUCGAGACUUGGGGUUGACUGCAUGUUGACAGGCAACAACGAUAUGAAAGAGCACUUUGCUAUUGAUCCUCUGAUUGGAAAGCGCCAGCAGCUCUUGCUUGCGACCCAGCUGUGCCGCAUGGUUCUUAAGAUCAACAACGUCAUCAUCUCUGGCGAUGACGAGCAGGAUUUCUAGGUUUCUUGUAUACAAUUUAAACCGAUGACCAGCUAUAAGGCGCUGGAGUCGGGACAUUUACAUACAGUGUGUUGUCGGUAAUGAGUAUGACCUAUGUAGAACAUGGGGCAUAGAUAAAAAUCGUUGAAUGAAUUGAUGUCUACUCACCUCGUAGCAGUACUGUUACUUCAAGAAUAAACAAUGCAAUGCAACCCCGACAUAUGCAACCCAA
Molecule: messenger RNA, 1887 nt
Organism: Aspergillus wentii DTO 134E9
Lineage: Eukaryota; Fungi; Ascomycota; Eurotiomycetes; Eurotiales; Aspergillaceae
Product: chaperonin-containing T-complex subunit CCT5
Exons: 11
Coding region: 30-1676 (548 amino acids)
Biological process (GO): protein folding
Cellular component (GO): chaperonin-containing T-complex
Molecular function (GO): ATP hydrolysis activity; ATP binding; ATP-dependent protein folding chaperone
Source: RefSeq, a predicted model, not a curated record